Dioscorea cayenensis subsp. rotundata (Guinea yam) is the source of this 597-nucleotide messenger RNA. RefSeq lists its product as uncharacterized. The record is from RefSeq and is a predicted model, not a curated record. Bases 1 to 597 code for a protein of 198 amino acids. NCBI's taxonomy places the organism in Eukaryota, Viridiplantae, Streptophyta, Magnoliopsida, Dioscoreales, Dioscoreaceae. The transcript has 4 exons.
AUGGAUGGAAAUGACACUACUGGUAUCAACAUGGACUGUAUUGGAGAGUUUGAUGGGACCCAAAUUCAUGCUUCUGUUUCUGCAUAUGAAGUUGCAGCAUUUCGUGGGUUUUCAGCACAAGAUGCUUUAGUUUUAUGUGAUGCAUUAGAGAGACCAAAUGGUCUAUCAGUCCCUAAAGGAAAGUAUUUCUUGGUUGAUGUCGGGUAUGCAACGAGACCGGGCUUUAUAUCCCCCUAUAGGGGUAUUAGAUACCAUUUAAAAGAGUUUGGCUCGCGGACACCGGCAAACCAUAAAGAACUUUUUAAUCUUCGUCACUUAUCAGCCCAAACCACCAUUGAAAGAGCUUUAGGUUCUCUUAAGGGACGUUUCAAAAUUUUAUCUUCAAGACCAUUCUUUCCUUUCAAAGCUCAAGCUGAACUAGUUUUAGAUGCAUGUAUUUUGCAUAAUUAUAUUAUAAUUGGCGGCGAAGAUAUGUUCAUACCCUCUGAGGAAGAAUGGACACCACAACAACCACCCUCAAAAAGUAACGUGAGAGAACAAAGAGAGUAUGCCCAAGAGUGGGUGGCACGUCGGGAACAGAUGGCAUGUGAUUUGUAG